Molecule: messenger RNA, 11314 nt
Organism: Schistosoma haematobium
Lineage: Eukaryota; Metazoa; Platyhelminthes; Trematoda; Strigeidida; Schistosomatidae
Exons: 37
Coding region: 46-3432 (1128 amino acids)
Biological process (GO): membrane fusion; plasma membrane organization
Cellular component (GO): membrane
Molecular function (GO): calcium ion binding
Source: RefSeq, a predicted model, not a curated record
UGUGUAGGGUCGAUGCUCUGCCGCAUCACUUUUGGUUUGUGAAAUAUGUAUGCGCUUCAUGUGAACGUGAAGAAGGCCAAUAACUUGAAAAAUAUCGAAAUCUCAGGGAAGAGUGACCCUUACGUCGUUGUCGAUUUUCAAGGACAAAAACAGAAAACAAAAGUUAUUGAUGACGAUUUAAAUCCGAUAUGGAACGAGGAAAUAAUAAUCGAUUUAAAAGGAAAGCCUUUAGCUGCUUCCGACAACGUAUUGAUCAAAGUAAUGGAUUUCGACAAAGUUACACCAGACAAAUUCAUGGGACAAGCGUUGAUUCCGUUACAUUGUGUUUUGUCAACAACAGCUGAAGUACCUAUUUGUGUGGUACUACAGAAUAAAAAACAUCAAGAUACCAUGUCAACAAUUGAAUUGUCACUACGCUAUGAAUUUCCACAAAACACGAAGGGAUUAGCCAGUAAUGAAAUAGAACAAGGCGGCGUAGGCGAUAAAGUGGAUGCUGGUGGCGCUGGUGAUGCUGGUGUAAAAGUUAGUGCGGGUAAAGGGACUGAAAUGAAUGAAAAAGAUACACUUGAUGAUGAACUGGGUGCAGGUAAACGUAAAAAGAAACUAAGUGGUCUGGCAGUCCGUCCCCAAUAUUCAACCAAGAAACAAGAUUUUCAAAUUCGUGUCAAAGUUAUUGAAGCUCGUCAAUUACAAGGUGCUAAUAUAUCACCAAUAUGUAAAAUUACGUGCUGGAAAGAAAGUAAAGAUACACGUGUUCGAAAUUCUACAAAUUCACCAUUUUGGGACCAGACAUUUUUUUUCAAUUUCUUCGAUUCAGCUGCCGAAAUGUUAGAUCAACAAUUAGUGUUCACAGUUUACGAUUCACGUCGUCUUCGUCGUGAUUCAAUGAUUGGUUCUUUCAAAUUCGAUUUAUCAAUAGUUUAUGAAUGCGAUCGUCAUGCAAUGUUAAAUAAAUGGUUGCUACUAUGUAAUCCCGAAGAUCCAAUGUCUGGUGCUAAAGGUUAUUUAAAAAUAUCAGUUGUUAUUCUAGGGCCUGGAGACGAAGCUCCGAUUAUGAAAGUUGGUGAAUCCGAUGAGAAAGAAGAUAUUGAAGGAAAUCUUCUACGUCCUGCUGGUGUUCAAUUGAGACCAGCAAUUUUUAAAAUUCUUUUAUAUAUGGCUGAAGAUUUGCCAAGAAUGGAUUCAGAUGCUUUUAAAGGAAUCAAGAAUUUACUUUCUACAUCCGAUGAAGAAAAAGAGUUUGUGGAUCCCUACGCACUUGUUUCAUUUGCUGGGAAAUCGAUUAAAUCUAGUACAAAAUAUGGAACAGAUCAUCCUGAAUGGAACGAAGAGAUUACAAUGAACAUUCAGUUCCCGUCAAUGUGUGAGAAAUUGAAAUUUACGUUCUUUGAUUGGGAUCGUAUUGGUUAUAAUGAUCCUAUAGGAACUGGGGUUAUUUCUAUAUCACAAAUUUCUGCUUUUCGUGAUGACACUGAUGGCUUCUUACCAACAUUUGGUCCAAGUUUUAUCAAUCUCUAUGGUUCUCCAAGAGAAUACAGUGAUCUUCCGGACAAAUACGAAGCAUUAAACUUAGGCAAAGGACAAGGUGUAGCAUAUCGUGGUCGUGUUUUGUUAGAGUUAUCAACUGAAUUAUUAGAUGAACCAACAGCUGAUUUGGUUAAACCAUUGGAACAAGAUAAAGUCGCAAGAAUCCAGAAAUCCUUAAGAAGAAGAAAAUACCAGUUGUAUGUUGCAUUUUUAUCAGCAACAAUGAUUGAAGAAAAAUCUGACGGACCAAUUGAAUUUGAAAUCAGUAUCGGUAAUCAUGGGAAUAAGUUGGAUGAAUCGGUCACACCAUGUGCAUCAACGACACCACCAACAAAUCCUGUAUCAGAUGGAUUACAUUACUACUAUUUACCAUGGGCUGAUGAUAAACCAUGCACUAUGGUUGAUUCUCAAUGGGAAGAUAUAUCAUUUCGUUUAGGUGCAGUUAAUUUAUUAUUGAGAAUUGCUGACCAUUUGGAGAGAGGAAUCAGUCAUUUAAUGGUUGCCAUUAAAGCGAAUCUCCCAAUAGAAACUCAAGCACAAUUGGCAAUCUCUUCAUUAGAUGAAUUUAUUAUGGAUUGCAAUCAUCCCUUACCACAAUGGGAACCUGAGAAUAUUCCUCAAAAUGAAAUGGAUAUACAUUUACGUAAAUUACGUGAAGAUCAAUUAAAUACAUUACGUGAGCAAGCAAUAAAUACAAGAGAAACUGUUUCUGAAAUUGAUGAUGCAUUAAAAGAAUUGAAAUCUUAUCGAGAAACUAUUCUUAAUUUGGCAAUCGAACCACAAAUGAGUAUACCAGAUAUUAUAAUAUGGAUGUUAAGCGGUGGUAAGCGUACCGCUUAUCACAGAAUACCAGCUCAUGAAGUGUUAUACCAUGACAAUGAAGAUUACCGGGGAUUAAAAUGUGGUACAGCACAAACAAUCAAUUUAAAAAAACCCACCUUAUUGAAAGAUGAAAACAAGCCAGAAUGGAAAAUUCCGGCUCAGUUACGUGUUGUUGUAUGGUUUGGUUUAGAAAAGGACCGUACUGCAUGGACAGAAUCGCAUACUGAGGCAAAACUCCAAGUUGUUGCAGAAACGUAUGAAAAUCAAGCAUCAAUUGUUGGUAAUUGGGUGACUAAACGACCACCGUUAACACGUCCAUCAUGGUCUGAUAAUACUGGCCGAAUUGAAUUACCCAAGGAUUCUAUUCAAUUACCAACAGGUUGGGAAUGGGUUGGUGAUUGGUAUGUUAGUCCAGAGUUAUCGUUGCUUUAUAAAAAGGAUGCAGGAAAAACAAGUUUUGUUGAAGAAUUAUUCUAUAAUGAAUUUCGUACCCCAACAAGUCCAUGGAAAGUUGCUGAACCUGCAUAUACUGAUGCACAAGGAGAAGUGAAAGGUGAACCAAAAACAGUUGAACUACCAAGUGGCUGGACAUGGGCUGAUGAUUGGAAAAUUGAUUACAAUCGUCCAUGUGAUGAAGACGGUUUUGAGUAUACCGUAGAAGCAUCUACAGGUGGUUAUGUUGCAGCUGAAAAACUUUAUCAUAUGUUUCGUAGGCGACGACUAAUACGGUCACGGAUACUUGGUGAUGUUGGUGUACCUGUUAAACAAGAAGUACUAAGACAAGUGAUAGCACAUGAUCAACAAAGUUUAAGUACGGAACCAGCAGAAGCAUGGGAGUAUGCAUUCAAUUUCGAUUCAAAAUUCCAUACAAAAGAACGUAAAGUUGAUAUGGUUCGACGCAGACGCUGGCAUCGUGCUUUAGCGCCAAAAGAUCUAAGUUCAGAGACUAGUUCAUGUGUUUUACAAAUACGAGGCAGUUCAAAACAAGUGGAAAGUAGCAUGAAGUUGAAAAAAGUAUGCACAAUUGUUGUUGAACAAAAGUGUUCUUGUGUUUUUACAAUAUACAUACAUAUAUUAUUUUAAAACGGCUUGUCGAAGUGAAUAUUUGCAUGUAUAAUUUUCGGAAUGUGUUUCUUAUGAAAAAAACAAUUGUUUUAACGUAGUGCUUCUACACAACUCGAUGUUCUUAGUUGUUUUUUCCCUCAAAACGUUUACAUCAUUGAUGUUGCUUGCCUUUAUUCUGUUCAGUGUGCGUUAUUUAUGCUGUUUAGUUUAUGAGUUAAAUUUAAAUCAAAAGUUAAUGUUUAGUAAUAACUAACACCUUAUUGUAUUUAUACAAAACUGUUCACCCUGACUAAUCAAUGUUGUAAUAUUAGUACUAGUGGUGGUAGUAGUAGUAAUAAUAACCAAGGUUGUAUUUGUAUACUCCUGUUAGUACUGAUGGGAUUCAUUAGAUCAAGUUACACUAUGGAUCCAACAUUAAUGUUUGCUAUUUGGUUCUGUUACAUGGUUGAAAUCAAUCUGCAAAAGUGAAUUCAACUCAGUAUUAAAUGAAAGCGUUUACAUUAUGAGCAUUCAUGCAAAAUAAAUAAGCACGCUCAUCUCGCUGUCGGAUCAACUUAGUUCAGUGUCGUCCAACUGUAAGUAUUCGAUACGUUUUGUAGUCAGUGAUACGCACACCUUGUCAAACAACUUAUCCUAACUUAUAAUUUGUUUUGGUAUGAUUUUCAUAUCGAGAUCGAUGAGGAUACCAUUGAAAACUGAAAAGAAUUUCCCAACGUUAAUGCACUUCUCAGCAGUAUACGCCUAAAACAUUAUCAGGGAUUCACCCUAUGACCUUCAGAUGUUUAGACUUGAGCUUAAGCUUCAAACCACUAAGCUGGGAUCCGAUUUCAUAUUUAAAAUUUUAGUCUGAAUAAAGUACUAUGUCAUUGUUUUCCACCUAAAAACUACCUCUACUGUUUCAAAAUAUUCAUUUUUUGAUUAACCCGAUCACGUAGAUGAUAAGGACAAAAACUGCAUAGAAAGUCGGUUUUUUUUAAUGCUGUAUCAAAGUACUCACAUCUCAUCAUUGGUGUUUACAAAAAAGAUAAACUGAUUCAAAUAAUUCCACAUAUUCGGUAACCUUACUAAGUUGAAUCCAUUUAUUCACCAUUACAGCCUACUGACACUUGUGUUUUGUUUACUACAAGGCCUUGAGGGAUUAUUUGAUUUGUCUAAUUCUCCUAAAAACAUUGAGUUAGAACAGCAUCUACUAAACUGAUUUGUUGAUGGUUUACUAUGUUCAGCUUAUUUUACUUCAUACAACUUGACUUCCUCUGAAGAAUGUGUCCGUCAUUCAAGUGUUUUUAUACGAAACAAGGGGAAAAUGAGUCACCCAAUUUGAGUUCGAUGGGAAAAUAUAUAUAUAGACAUACACGAAGAUAUUCUAACUCAAGAGUUUGGUGAAUGUGUAGAGACUUUUGUUCGGUCUGAACUUAUUUUUCUUUACAAAAUUGAUGUCCAGAAAGCACUUGUCAGUUGUUUUCUUCUAUUGUUGGACUUAAUGCUGCGCACAUCUACGACUCUUACAGGAAAUUCAAACAUAGGACAAUUGAGCAUUGAUUUUGUGUUAUAUUAACGUCACUGUAGUUGUUAAAUGAAAAGCUAACUAUUUGUUUAAAUGUAAUAUGGUGAUUAUGAUUCAUGGAAUAAAUUCGUUCCUUAAAUGGUAAACUAAGUUGUAAUGUCAACGAGUUUAAGUGACUUUGGAUACAUAUACUCUUAUUCAAGAUGAAGAUAUGAUUAUUGUAACAUGAUGGUUUAAGACAGUAUUCUCCAGGUUUGAAAAAUAAGUAAGUGUAUUCAAAAUACAGGAGGAGAACACACAUAACUCUAGAUGAUGGUUAUUACUAUUUGAUCAAAUUUAUUUGAAUCAAUCUAAGUUAGCUGGAUGAAGAAGAGAAGCUACUGGUCAUAUACCACAUAUUAACCUCUUGGUGUAGUCAGUCAUUUUUAGGGAUGCUUAUUUCUAGUGUCUGUUAUAUGGUAAACAUUUACAUAUAUAUCUCCUUGUUUAAUGUAAUUAAUUAAUUUUUAAUUAUGAAGUUUUUACACAUCUCCAAAUGUAAGAAGGUUAGUUAAUUGUAAAGAAAAAGAAAACGUCAAAGCCAAAUUAUAAUUUAAAAAACCCCAAGCUGUUGUGCUGACAAACGGGAUUGAGAUGCAUGAAUCAACCAUUAACUUAUACACAUAUACCUAUACACAUAUACGCUUUGGGUUGCACAAAUGUGUUUUUGUUUUCUUUAAAAUUUGUUCAGCAAGCGAGCUCAAUACCUAAUUAUAAACGCACGCUGUAUUUUGAAAACAACCCUAAUUGACAAUUUGUUAUGCAUUGUUUGGAUCCGGGAUGUUUCUUCAUCCAAUCAAAUAAUAUCACAUUAUGGUCAUCGGACGUGUGCGUUUGUUAUGCAUGUGUCACAUAUCUUUGGAGUCAUACAUCAAAUUUGAUUAACUUGAUAAUCUGUUUCCUACAUGUCAUUUGCUUGUACAGUCUAUACUUUGCUAUUUCUCAUCAAGAAUAUGUUGCAUGAUCUCAAUCAUUUUAUAUACCAACAUUUUUUAUGAAGGAGUUUGUAUUGAUUUCAUUUUGGUCAUAGAUAAAAUUACAUAACUACUUAGUAUUUAAAGCUGAUUCCUAGUUGAUUCAUUUCAGUAGUUUUAUAUUUUGUAUGAUACGGAUUUGCUUUCUACUCCUCCCUCUGUGUAGUGCAGUAUCUUGCAUAACCUAUGAGAAAUUAUAUUACUUUCAGAAUUACACUAGGGUAACAAAUAUAACGUCAUACUGUUAUCCUAGUGAUUUAAGUACACACUCAAAUUCGGAGAUAAUUUUCGUCCUCGAAUCGUAAGAUAUCAGUUGUCUUGUCUUGUAUUCGUAAUUAACAACAAUGGACACUCAAUGCUGCACACAUGAUCAAAAAUACGACUUUCAUUUCUCGUAGUGAGAAAGACACAUUUAAAACAAUUGGUUGGAAUCGAGUAAAUUGUGAUUUCAACUUCAACUAAAUAACUGUAGAGCAACAAUUAUCCCAUUUGAUCAGUGUUGUUUAUCUCGCUAAUAACACCAAUUAUGAUAUUUUACUAGAUGUACUGUAAUCUAUCUAACAGUUUAUGUAAGUGUAUCAUAUCAGUCGUAAGGCUUAAAACAAAUCAAGUUUAAAACCAUAUCUAACCAUUAAUUCGGUGCUUUUUGCGCUUUAAUGUCUUUCAAUUAAUAACAGGGAAGUAUUAGAAACUAACUUAAAAGCUAAUUGAUUUCUAGAUGCGCAUCAAGUAAAUUCUAAGCCAAUAUACCAUUUUUCAUACCAUUAUUAACCUUAGCUAUAUAUAUAUAUAUAUCAUAUUAAAGAAAAGGUAUAUCCUUGUUGUUGUUUUAUAUAUCAUCGUAAAAUUUGGUGAAAUUUUCAUUUUACUUUUAUCCUAUUCACUUGUUAUCAUCCGAAGUAAUUUGAGUGGAAAUGUUACUUUUUUCUAAAUGAACCUCUUAACCUAUUUGUUGUUAGCCUAAACACCAGUAUUUAUUAUCAUUGAUUUGAAUAGAUAAUUCAAAAAGCGUUCUAUAUUGAUAUGUAUUUAUCUGAUGCCUAACCCUCAAGUAUUUUUUUAUAUUUUUGAAUAUAGUUUAUGUUUAUUUAGUUCAGAUUCUCAUCAAUAUAUUCAUUAACAACUGAUAAAACUCCUAUGGUAUUGAGGGGUUUUCUAGUUUCAAUCAUUUUAAUCUGCCUUGUUAGACAUAAUUACUGAUCGAUAAGCGACAGUGAUAAACAGUUACUCAUGUCUCAACAUGAAUAAAGCAUAACUUAUAGUUGGCUUAAUUAGCUCACAGUUAAAAUGUCACAGUAGCAUUUUAGUUGAACAUUAAAUGGUGGACUAUUAAUCAAAAAGUGAAUAUUGGUGGCUGAACUACUUGAUCAUCAACUGGUUUCAGUAGAUAUAAGUUGUCAAAAACAACGCCGACAAUUUCAUUAUCAUUCAUUUCAACAACAUUAUCCACAUUUUUCAUGGAUGUAUUCAACACUGUGGAUAUAAUUCAAAACCACGUAAUAAUUAUCAAUUUCAUUAUGUUUACUAGACUUGCAAAGGAAACUUGUCAGCUCACAAAUAGUGAUGAGUUAUGUAUAUCUAUUGUAAAUCCUGCUACAUAUUUUCAUAAACCGGUUUGAGCAUUAUAUGUUUUUAAUAUUUAUAGAAAGAGAAUCUCACUGUUCCAAGGAUGUUCAUGCGCUUCAGAACUUCUCAUAUCUGGCAUUUACGAGCAUAUAUCUUCCAAGCACGCAGUGUUUUAGCAGCUGAUCAAUCUGGCCUAUCUGAUCCGUUUGUGCGAUGUUCAUUUCAAGGGCACAGCCAAGAAACACAAAUUAUCCAACAAACUUUAUGCCCAACAUGGGAUGAAACAUUAAUAUUUGAACAUAUUGAAAUGUGUGGUGAUCCAAAAACAAUACUUUCAGAUCCACCACCAGUUAUGAUUGAGCUAUUUGAUUAUGAUCAAUUGAGUUCAGAUCAUUUCUUAGGCAGAUUACAGAUCACUCCUGCUGUUCGUCUAGACACAGAAACCACAUGGGCAAAUGUACUUCAAUGGUAUACAAUAGAGAAAAAUCGCAAAAAGGGUGGUGAAAUAUUGGCUGCUUUCGAGUUGAUUCUGCUUGAUGGCAAAUCUCCACCACCACCACCUACACGUCGUGGUACUUUAUUCAAUGUACCCGAAGGUAUACGUCCCGUACUCCAACGUACUGGCAUUGAAAUUCUUUGUUGGGGUGUUCGGGCAAUGCGUAAAUAUAAGCUAGCUAGUGUUAAUUCACCGUCAGUAGAAUUUGAAAUCGGUGGUAAAGUAGUUGAAUCAACAAUCAUAAAAAGUGUGAAAAAAAAUCCAAAUUUUGCAUCGCCACUAUUAUUCUUAGAUGUUUUAUUGCCAAAAGAAGAAAUUUAUUUGCCACCAAUGAAUAUAUGUGUACGUGAUCAUAGAGCAUUUGGACAGAAACCAAUGGUUGGUGUACAUGUUUUAACAGAUUUUCAAGAAUUCAAAGUACCAGCGAGAACAUCACAAACAGAUGUUUUAAUGGAUAUACAAGCCUUAACUGAUAUUGCUUGUACAACACAAGAGCCUUGUCUGGCUGAACCUAAAGUAGAGCUUCAAUCACCAGUUAAAGGCAAAUCGAAACAGAAGAAAAAGUUUAUGGAUCUUAAACAAAUUGAUGAUAAAAUAGAUUGGUGGUCGAAAUUCUAUGCAUCGAUUGGUGAAUGGGAUAAAUGUUUAAAAUAUAAAGAGUUUGGUUAUGAUACAAUUUGUGUUUAUCCUCAUCCAUUGGAAGAAGUGGAAGGAUUUAAUGGAUUUACGGAUUUCUGUAAUACAUUCACGUUAUCAAGAGGUAAAAAUGUUGAUGAAGAUGAAGAUAAUUAUGCCGGUGAAUUUAAAGGGACAUUUCGUAUUUAUCCAUUACCAGAAGAUCCAAAAGAACAAUUACCUGUACGUUAUUUUGAGAAAUUAAGUGUAUCUUCUGAUCCGGAAGAAUGUAUGUUACGUGUUUACAUUAUACGCGCGAUUGAUUUACAACCAUCAGAUUCAUCAGGUUUGGCUGAUCCUUAUGUGGAAAUCAUUGUAGGUCAGCAUAAAGUUAAUUCGAAAGAUAAAUAUCUUCCAAAUACUUUAAAUCCAGAAUUCGGAAAAAUGUUCCAAAUGAAGUGUAUUUUACCCAUUGAAAAAGAACUACAUGUUAUAGUGAAAGAUUAUGAUGCAGUUGGUGCAGAUGAUGUAAUAGGUCAAACAGAUAUUGAUUUAGAAAACAGACGUUUAACAAAAUAUCGAGCUACAUGUGGCCUACCACAAUCUUACUGUGUUUCUGGACCAAAUCAAUGGAGAGAUUCAAAAUUACCAAGUGAAAUAUUACUAGCUGUAUGUGAUAGUUACUCAUUACCAGCGCCACAGUACGGAGAAACAACAGACAUUAAACCAAAUCCAAGUUGCCGUGUUGGUCAACGCGUAUUUGUACUGGAAGAUUUUGAACGUGGUAUGGUACCAAAUCCACAUUUAGGACCACCGAAAGAACGUUUGGCCUUACAUAUUUUAAAUAAACUUCCAUUGGUAAAAGAACAUGUUGAAACGAGGUUGUUGUAUAGUCCAUUACAGCCUAAUAUCGAACAGGGUAAAUUGCAAAUGUGGGUUGAUAUAUUUCCAACAUCCUUAGGUGAACCUGGACCACCAUUCGAUAUUUCACCAAGAGAACCAAAUGAAUAUAUAUUGCGUUUAGUUGUAUGGAAUACAUUUGAUGUUGUAUUAGACGAAAAAUCAAUAACUGGUGAACAGAUGUCUGAUAUUUAUGUUAAAGGGUGGUUAUCUGGUUUAGACGAUCGUCAAAAAACUGAUGUUCAUUAUAGAUCAUUAAACGGUGAAGGGAAUUUCAACUGGCGUUUCGUAUUUCCAUUUUUUUACUUACCAGCUGAAAAUAACAUAGUUGUUAAACGUAAGGAACACUUUUGGUCUAUGGAUGUUACCGAACAACGUGUUCGUCCACAAUUAGUAAUGCAAGUUUGGGAUAAUGAUUUAUUUUCACCGGAUGAUUUUAUUGGGACAUUAGAAUUAAAUUUAUCUAAUAUGCCUAGUCCAUCAAAAACACGUAGUAAAUGUUCACUGAACAUGUUGCAAUCCGUUGGCAAUGAAACGAAAUUGGUUAACCUAUUUGAAUGUCGACGACUGAACGGAUUUUGGCCAUUUGUUAAUGAAGAAAGUGGAACUCCACUUUUAACUGGUAAAAUCGAAAUGGAAAUGGAAUUGGUAACAAAAGCAGAAGCCGAUCUUCGACCAGCUGGUAAAGCACGUGAGGAUCCAAAUGAAAAUCCUCACUUAGAACAGCCAAAACGUCCAGAAACGUCAUUUUUAUGGUUUACAUCACCGUGGAAAACAUUCAAAUUCAUUAUAUGGAAAAAAAUGAAAUGGGUGAUUAUCGCGUUAUUGAUCAUUCUCAUCAUUGGCUUAUUAAUAGUAUUAUUUGUAUAUGCUAUACCGCCACUUUUGGCGAGGAAAAUGGUUGGAGUUUAAAUGGUCGUUACGAGACCCUUGAUUAAUAUUUUUUAAAAUUCACUCUUAAUUGCUAUUUUACUUCAAGCUUAUUAUAUUUAAAAUAAAACUGACAAUAAUUUGUUAAAAUUUCAUGAACAGUCAUUUAUUCUUCCGAAUAAGAAAGAACCUGUUUUAAACGAGAAUUUUGCAACCAGGAAAAUCCACUUUAUUCUCUGUUUGUUUUUAUCCAAAAAUAAAAUAGGUUUUAUGAUCUGAAUGAUAUGCAUAAAGGACACAAUCAAAUUUACUUUAUCAUGUGUGUGUUCUCUUUUGGAAAUUGUGAUAUCUGGUUUUAACCCAGUUAUAUCAACACUUCCACUCAGAGUGGAAUUUUUGAAAACUCUUAUUUAUUUUAAAAAGAGGAAAAAAACCUACAGAAAUCUUCUAGUAAUUUGAUUGAAAGAUCUUAAUGAAGUCACUUUUGUUUUUCUUUUGAUUUUUCAUCAAUUCUUAUCUAACAUGUAAUACAGAGUUUCGAAAAAAAUAUAAUUACAUACCACCAUAGGUGAUGGUAAAGUUCAACUGGGAAUGGUUGAUUUCCCCUCCUAUAAUCAACCCACUUGUAUCUUAUUUAAGUAGUUCAACGAAAUGAUACCAAAAUUGGUUCACGUCUUCCAAUUAAAUUGGCUACUAAGUAGGAAAUAACCCAUCUUCAUUUCUUCCUCGACAAAUAAUAAUAAUAUUUCUUCAGUUUUGGCCUUUUUUAAGUAUGCAAACGAGAAAAAUAUUCCAAUUUCUUAUUUUUGAAAACAUUAUACACUUUCAUUAUGGUUAAAAUAUAUGUUUCAAUUUAUUUUUAUGCAAUGAUCACGUACUGUUUUUAAAGUCAAUUUAGCUAAAUAAAAAUUCUGGACGCAAAAAAUUAUCAUAAAA